This is a messenger RNA of Ostrea edulis (European flat oyster), 1428 nucleotides long. RefSeq names its product U5 small nuclear ribonucleoprotein 40 kDa protein-like. The record is from RefSeq and is a predicted model, not a curated record. Bases 74 to 1114 code for a protein of 346 amino acids. The transcript has 9 exons. Gene Ontology annotation, molecular function: protein binding; RNA binding. Gene Ontology annotation, cellular component: catalytic step 2 spliceosome. NCBI's taxonomy places the organism in Eukaryota, Metazoa, Mollusca, Bivalvia, Ostreida, Ostreidae.
ACUCUCAAAAUAUUCCAGUCGGGCAACAACUUCCUGCUAAAGCGUGUUAGCGGCGAAAAUAUCAUCUUUUACAAUGGAGUUCAAAAGGAAAGCAACAGAAACUGCUGUAGUCCCUUUAAAGAAACCACGAAAUGAAAUUACUACAUAUGGCGGAGGCCAGAAUGGUGCAUUAACGGAAACGAGUCCACCCAGAAUCUCCAACUUAGAAGCUCCCAUCAUGCAACUUAGCGGACAUGAGGGAGAUAUCUAUACAGCCAAGUUCUCCCCUGAUGGGCAGAUGAUUGCGUCCUCAGGAUUUGACAGAUUGAUAUUGUUCUGGACAGUUUACGGAGAGUGUGAAAAUUUUGCUGUAUUGAAAGGACAUACAGGAGCAGUUAUGGAACUUCAAUUUUCCACAGAUGGAAAUUCUCUCGUAACGGCCUCCACAGACAAGACUGUUGCAUUGUGGGACGUGGAAGUUGGUGAGAGGAUAAAAAAGUUGAAAGGUCACACAACAUUUGUAAAUUCGUGUCAGAUGGCAAGACGCGGACCACAGCUUAUUUGUAGUGGAAGCGAUGAUGGAACAAUCAAGUUAUGGGAUGCAAGGAAAAAAGGAUGUCAGCAAACAUUUCAAAGCGAGUACCAAGUCACAGCAGUGUCGUUUAAUGACACAGCAGAACAAGUCAUAUCUGGGGGAAUAGAUAAUGAUAUAAAGGUAUGGGACCUGAGAAAGAACGACAUUCUGUACCGAUUACGAGGCCACACUGACACGGUGACUGGUGUGCAGCUGAGUCCUGAUGGAUCCUACCUUCUGUCAAACUCCAUGGACAACACAGUAAGAAUUUGGGAUGUAAGGCCCUUUGCACCACAGGAGAGAUGUGUCAAAGUUUUCCAAGGGCAUCAACACACUUUUGAAAAAAAUUUGUUGCGGUGUGCUUGGUCACCUGAUGGCAGCAAGGUAUCCGCCGGGUCAGGUGAUCGUUAUUUGUAUGUGUGGGAUACCACAACACGCAGGAUAUUGUAUAAGUUACCAGGACACGCAGGAUCAGUCAACGAUAUCGGAUUCCACCCCACAGAACCCAUAGUGUUGUCAUGCUCAAGCGACAAGAAGAUUUAUCUUGGAGAGAUAGAAUGAAGUUCUGGUGAUGGUGUACGUGUAAUCUGAUUUAAAGUGACAAUAUGGGCAGCAAAAAGACUAGAAGAAAAUUUAGAACGAGAGUAAUUGUAACUACAGUGACACUGUGUGAUGUCAGGAGGCCUGAUGUAGAGGUGUGACAUCUGUUUAUAGUGACCAGGAGUUACUGAUAUUAACUGAGUGGUGUCCAUUCUUAACUCAGUACUUCUCAUGGUGUGAUUGCGCUCUCUGGCUCUACUGAGAUCUGCGAGUAAUCACACUCUUGAUUUGUGAAUGAAAUGUUUACUUUUAUAUUAUUAAAAGACAAAAAACGA